AUGUCCAAUGACAGCUCCAUCACCCAGUUCCUCCUCCUGGCAUUCGCAGACACAUGGGAGCUGCAGCUCUUGCACUUCUGGCUCUUCCUGGGCAUCUACCUGGCUGCCCUCCUGGGAAACGGCCUCAUCAUCACUGUCAUAGCCUGUGACCACCACCUCCACACCCCCAUGUACUUCUUCCUCCUCAACCUCUCCCUUCUAGACCUGGGCUUCAUCUCCACCACUCUCCCCAAAGCCAUGGCCAGCUCACUCUGGGACAACAGAUCCAUCUCCUACUCAGGAUGUGCUGCCCAGCUCUUUUUCUUUCUCUUCUUUAUUGUAGGGGAGUAUUGUCUUCUCACCAUCAUGGCCUACGACCGCUACGUUGCCAUCUGCAAACCCCUGCACUACGGGACCCUCCUGGGCAGCAGAGCUUGUGCCCACAUGGCAGCAGCUGCCUGGGGCAGUGGGUUUCUCUAUGCUCUGCUGCACACGGCCAAUACAUUUUCCCUACCCCUCUGCCAUGGCAAUGCUGUGGGCCAGUUCUUCUGUGAAAUCCCCCAGAUCCUCAAGCUCUCCUGCUCAGAUGCCUACCUCAGGGAAGUUGGGCUAAUUGUGGUUAGUGUCUGUUUAGGAUUUGGGUGUUUUGUUUUCAUUGUGGUGUCCUAUGUGCAGAUCUUCAGGGCCGUGCUGAGGAUCCCCUCUGAGCAGGGACGGCACAAAGCCUUUUCCACGUGCCUCCCUCACCUGGCCGUGGUCUCCCUGUUUAUCAGCACUGGCAUAUUUGCCUACCUGAAGACCCCCUCCAUGUCCUCCCCAUCCCUGGAUCUGGUAAUGGCAGUUCUUUACUCGGUGGUACCUCCAGCCGUGAAUCCUCUCAUCUACAGCAUGAGGAACCAGGAGCUCAAGGAUGCAGUGUGGCUGAGUCUCUUCUUCAUAGGAAGACACCUGCUACUGCAGUGCUGCUUGCUUGGAGCUCACAUCCUGCAAGUGAACCCAGCAAGAAGUCUUGAUGCUCUGGGAAGGCUUGGAGUGUACGUGAUGGUGGACGGGCCAUCAGCAUCCUCUAAGAGCCUGUGGUUUGGCUUGCUCUGCAUAGGGAAAAUGCCCCAAAGAAAAGGCUUGGAGAACCACACCGUUGGAUCUGGAUUCAUUCUCCUGGGAUUUUCUGAGCACUCCAGCCUGCAGGGCCUGUGCUUCACCAUAUUCCUGCUCAUCUACCUCCUGGCUCUCACAGGGAACAGCCUGAUUGCACUCAUCACAGUGCUGGACUCAAGCCUCCACAGCCCCAUGUAUUUCUUCCUGAGGAACCUGUCCUUCCUGGAGAUCUGCUACACAUCAGUCACUCUGCCAAAAAUGCUGGUGGGUUUCCUGAUGGAAGACGGCAGGAUCUCCUUGCUUGGCUGUGCUGCCCAGCUCUAUUUCCUGGUUUUGUUGGGCAGCAUCGAAUGCCUUCUCCUGGCUGCCAUGGCCUACGACCGCUACAUAGCCAUCUGUGACCCCCUGCACUACACCCUCAUCAUGAGCGGGGUGUCUGUCUGCAUCAGACUGCUGGUGGGGUCAUGGGUGGUCGUCGUACCAGUGCAAGUAGGACAGACCUACCAGGUGUUCACUUUGCCCUUCUGUGCAUCCCUGGACCUUCGCCACUUUUUCUGGGAUGUCCCCCCUCUGCUGGAACUGGCCUGUGCAGACACUUUCUGGAACCAAGUGAUGCUGUACACCAUCAUCCUGGUCUUUGCGAUCCUUCCCUUCUCCUUCAUAGUUAUUUCUUACAUGAAAAUUAUCAGGGCAAUUCUGAGAAUACCUUCAGUUCUGGGCAGACACAAAGCCUUUUCCACCUGCUCUUCACACCUCGGGGUGGUGACGCUCUUCUAUGGCUCAGCCACAAUCAUCUACUUAAAGCGAUGGUCAAGGGAUUCUGUAGACCCUGACAAGUACCUUGCCCUGUUCUACACAAUUGUGACCCCCAUGUUUAAGCCUGUCAUCUAUAGCCUGAGGAACAAGGAAGUGAGAAUUGCCUUGAAGAGACUCCUAUGGACAAAGUGAUACUACAGAAGACGAGACGUCGGACGGGAUUUAUGCGUCACCAGUCGGUGUCUGAUGACAGUUGAGGAGGGGGAGUGA
Molecule: messenger RNA, 2103 nt
Organism: Grus americana (Whooping crane)
Lineage: Eukaryota; Metazoa; Chordata; Aves; Gruiformes; Gruidae
Biological process (GO): G protein-coupled receptor signaling pathway
Cellular component (GO): membrane
Molecular function (GO): olfactory receptor activity; G protein-coupled receptor activity
Source: RefSeq, a predicted model, not a curated record